AGUCGGGUGCAACUGGACCUAAUGGUAAGGGGUCCCUUUACCUUUAAUAUAUUUUGUAUAGACUGCUUUGGGUGCUUUUGUGGAAAGCAGCCUAGAAAUGUCUUAAAUCUACAUUUCACAGUCUUUGAUAACUGACAUGCAACGGUAUUUGCACAAAAUGGGUUUUGAGGUUUGGCAUGCAAUACUGACAGUCAGAGUAACUGACAGUCUUUGAUGGAUGACUUGCAGGGGUAUUUUAGUAUUUUUGACAGCUUGUGAGAUUUAGAUUAAGUUUACUACCGGAACAAUCACAAGAGGCCAACACAUCUAAAGCAGUAAGUUUUUCUGAUUCAAAAUGUGAAUUUCAUAUUUCAUAUUCCAUAUAGAAGCCAAGCAAAAUAUAUUUUUGAAUGUUUAUUUUGGCUCUGGAAUAACACAUCCAAAACAUGACACAAUGCUCUUCAGUGAAGCAAAUUCAGUCAUCCAGCUGUGAAUUCUUAGGUGACUGUGCUACAUACACUGGUAUGAACAGGCAUGUAUAAAAUGAGCUUUGCAUGACCUAUGAAUCAUGAUCAGUCAUAACCAGAAAAGCUUAAAAUCCAGCACCUUGAAUCUAGCUAAGGGGUGUAUGGUUCUGCAUGUAGGGACUUAGUUGCAUUAGUAAAAAACAGCGUUUUGAAUGCAUUAUAAACAUGCAACACCAGAUGGCACUGGAGAGCAAAAAAAAAUUGAUGCAUUUUUCCAUAGCAUUUUUCUUCUUUGGUUAUAACAAUUUAGUUUCAGAAUUAUUUAUAGCUCCCCACCCCCCAUGUAUAGAUCCACCGCAUAUCUCCAGCUGGAAGAGAAUUGUACUUUUGGUACCCCAAACCAAUCAAGCAACUGCAGCUGUGCAAGUGGAGCCCUUAAAAAAAAAAGAAAUCCCAUCAACUUGCACAGGUAAGAGGCUACAUUCACCAAAGGUUGACACCAAACAGUUGUUUAGUGGGCUUUUAAUUGUCCAGAAGGGCUACAUGCAGAACAGAGCCUGCUCUGCACAUUCCCUGUUGGAUCACACCUCUCUCUCUCUCCCCCCCCCCGCGCCAUCAUUUCCACUGUAGCUUAUAAAGGGCCAUACAGCUGUUAUCUCACUUAAGGUCGCAACCAUCCUGUAAGGUAAGUUGCUUUGCUGAUGAUAUGGUCCCAAAACAUUGAGGUUUCAUCUACACAUGUACCAGAAUGAGGUGGCAAAAUCUUGAAGUGGACCAUGGCAUUAUAAAAAAGAAUCCCCUAUGUAAGCACUUCCUUGUAAAUUUAAAAUUGUGAUCUUCCCCCGUGUGGUACGUUACUGCAUGAUGACUCUCCCACCUCAUUCCCCUCCCCCAUUAUGCUUUGUGACUAUCCUGCUUGACCAGAUGUUUCUUUUUAGUACAGCACAAUUCUGUACAAGUUUACUCAGAAGUAAAUGUUAGGCUUUAGUGGCUAAUUAAAACGUGGAUUUUUUUCAGAGAAAAAUGCAUCUGUGGGAUCAUCCAGAUCAGUGAAAAGGUAAGGCGUGAGCAGCUGUGUAAAAAUAUGCUCACCACAAAGUAAGCGCAAAGUGAACUUGAAAUGCUCAAACCAGAUAUGUAGCGCAUGUGGACCCGGGUUUCUUAGAACAUCUAAAGGAAUGCAGUCCUGGGUGGGCAUUAAUACGCUUACUGUCAGGACUCUGGCUUCUGUGCAUGUUUAGGGAAUAAAUCGAGGACAAUGGAAGCUUGUGUCACUGUGUAUUCUGCACUAAAAACAUAAUAACAUUUCAGCACUGAGGCAGCUCAAAUUCUGCUCCAAGAAAAAGGGUUCAUGUGCAAAUUAUGCAAAUUAUCUGCAUUGGCAUGAUUUCCCUUGUUUUGCAUAAUUAAUUUUGGUUCUGAUAGUCAUUUCGAAGGCAAGCUGCUAGAAAGGGCACUGAAGAAUCACCCUUAGAUACUGGAAAUUUUAGCCUGCAAUGUUAUGCACACUUGUGAGUGCAUCCCAUUUAACUCAAUGGCUAUUGCUUCUGAUUAAACAUGUUGUUAUUGGACAAUUCCUCUAGCUUUUGAGAUUUUGCAGGUCUCAAUCCUGUGAUCUCUGCAUGCUGUGGUGUGUGGGCACUUGACAAUAGCGGAGCACAGAGCCCUCUCUCCUUUAGCACAAAUCUCUUUCUGUCUACACAACAGCAUCCUUGGAUCCCUGUCCAAAUGUUUUUAUUUCCCAUUAUAUUUCUAACCCAACUGUAGGACUCUUGAGGUACUACCGUACAUGAAAAAUGGGGGGGGGGGGGGGAGGGCAUUAAUUUGAAUAAUUGAAUCGAACAGAAGCCACUGCUGUAGUUACUUGGUUCACAUUUUGAAUUAAGGGGGCAUUUCAACAAAUGAAAGGAGAGAGUGCCAUCUUCUGGCAAACUUCAUAAUUGCAUUGAGUAAGUGGAGGUUUAACGUCAACAAUAUUUCGGAUUCUAUCUGUGAAAUAUCCCAAUACAAUCACAUUUUCCUCUGCUUGCUUCACAUUGUAGGUUGCUUCCUUCCUUUGAUGGAGAUGUCACCAAAUCUUGUGGGCAUCUGCUCCAGUUGAGGUUAGCUGAUCUUCAAUUUAUGUCUCAUCUUUACUCAGCCGAGAAAAGCAUUCUUUGGGUUUAUUAACUGGCAGAUUUACAUGCCCUGCAUUCUUUUGUGUCAUGGCCAGUAAAAGAGAAGUAGCAGAGAGACACAUUUUGAUAUAUUCUGCUUUACUGCAGAAGAAGGUUGCAUCAUUCUUGAUUUUGGGAUUGAUAAAUAGCUUUUAGGAUAGGUGAAUGAGAAUGUAUUGGAUGUUGUUUUUCCAUUACCAGGCUCAGACAGCUGUGGCUCCACUUGCUUUUCAUGCAGAAGGUUGCAGGCUCCAUUCCUGGCAUCUCCAGAAAGAGCUGGGAGAUUCCCUGGUGGGAAAACCUGGAGAGCUGCUACAAAUCAGUGUAGACUCUGCAGACCUAGACGGACUCAUUGUCCGACUUAACACAGGGCCAUUUCCUAUGUUCUCAUGCAUGUUCCCCUAUUAUGCACUACAUGGUUAUUUGUAGGUGAGCAUAUAUUACAAUAACACGUUUCCUCACAAGCAAAUGGGCCCUAUAAAUCGUUGCCUCUAACCAGUGCUAUUUUUUUAGGAAAGGAGGUGCCAGAACUCACCAUAAACUCCUCACUUGUUCUCUUAUGGUGCCCACCUGAGAGGUGCUGGAACUAAGUUCCAGUGAGUUCAGGCUGAAGAAAGCCCUGCCUCUAAUACUGCCCACCCCCUAGGAUUGCGAGGAGCUUCAAAACCUCAUUCCUUGCUCAUUGUCAGAGGGAGGCUGGAGUUCGAUGUCAUGGCAGCUGAUCUGUGCAUUUAAAGCCAGUUAUGUGGAAAGGUUGGGUUGGGGGGAUCUGAAUUUAGAUGCAAAAGGGCUACAGAGGUGAGGUGCAAACUUCUCUCCCUGCCUCCUGCUUACAUCUCUGUAGCCAAAGUCCCCCCCCCCCCCAGCUAAACUUACUUCUGGCUUUGGAGCUUUUCUUAGGACAUCAGUGCCCAGGGAGACAGACGCUGAAGCAGGAAGCCCAGAAGCAGAACAUGAAAGCAAUAGCCCUGCCCCACUGCUGCUCCCCAGAAAAUGGUGCUCAAAGGCAUAUCAUAGUCACCAUGACCAGUAGUCACUGAUAGCCCUAUCCUCCUUGAGUUUAUUUAAUUCCUUUUUAAAGCCAUCAAAGUUGGUAACCACCUCCAGAUCCUCUGGCAACAAAUUCUAUAGUUUAACUCUUGGCUGUGUGAGGAAGAACUUCUUUUUGUCUGUCCUGAAGCUUUCACAGGUAAAGUGUGGGCAGAGGAGAGUUUAACUAAUACCUUUUGACCACAUGCACACAUGCAUAUAUUCCCUUUUGCUGUUAAAAUCAGGCCCAGACUCUUACAAUGUGACUGGGGCAGCAUCCUGGUUUAAACAAACAGAUCUGCUGCCAUCCUGUCUAGUUUGGCCCUUAGUCAAUGCCACUGUGAACUGUGGAUUAGCUAUCAUGGGAGGCAGAGCUUUUCCCAGGCUUGCCACUCCAGAAACUGACAGCAGGUAUCAUAUUAUAUUUGCUCAAUCACAGUCUCUGGUGUGCCAGGCAUCGUGUGCCUUGACAGGCAUUCUUUAACAUGUCUAUCACAGGCACAGGGUUUGGCUUGUGUGACUUGCUGGGCUCCCCCCGCCUUUUUUCCCUACGGAAGUAGGGUUUUUUGUUUUUGUUUUUACUCCUAAGGGUAAAAACCAAGAUCCUGGUGUGGGAAUGCUGGAAAUUGUGCAGGCAGUCACUAUAGGCACACAAGGUGGAGCUAAUCUAGAUCCAGAGUGUCAUGCAUGUUGGAGCUGAAAGUGUCGUUCUGGCAUCCUGUGGGGUGAGGUUGGGGUUAGUGUUAGAGGUGAGACUCAUGUCUGGAGUGAUUCAGAAUAACUGCAUCCAUUUCCAUUAGGAUUUUUUCAGUUUAAAAGGGUCAGGUCUGGUGCUCUAGGGGCAAACAGGCUGGCAAGCGGUCAAGUGUUGGGCUGGAACUCCAUCAGCAGCUCAGUCAACCCUGUGCCUGAGAGACAGCUUACUCAGGCUGAAGAAGCAGGCCAGAGUCAGCAGCUAUACAGGGCCUGAUGGAACCCUCUUCAUUCCUGGCGUCCACCCUCUGGACAUAGGUAGCAGAGGUCCUGGAAGCACAGCCCAAGCCACCAGCAACUGCCCUCUGAGAUGCUGCCACAGAGGCACAGAAAGAAAGGAAAAUGGGUCCUCCUGCUCCUAGACUCCCUGGUUCAGGAUAUAUGCGGUUCAUAGGACUCUUACUCUUAUCUCACUCCAAAUAAUCAACAUUCUGCACUGGGCACAUUGAAACAUCAGUAUGACCUACAGUAAGACACACAUGUAAGAUUACAUAAAAUGUGCAUAUUCACAGCCAUGCCAUUCUGUAUUGUUAUACAGCUAAUGAAUUGUUUUCUGGUUAAUUAUAUGGGGAAAUCAAGGGGAUUUGAAAUUAUAGGAUUGAGAUUACAGAAUCAUGAGACUAAUUCCACAGCACAGCUAAAAGCAGCUAGGAGCGUACUACCGUAUUUACUCAAAUCUAAUGCUCACCUUUUUUGUCCACAUCACGUUGCGGAAAUUAAGGUGCGCAUUAGAUUUGAUGGCACAUUUACAUUCACCAGCAAAUACUUUUUUUGGUUUCAAGGUUCUGAAAACUGAGGUGCUCACAGUAAGUGAGCAAAAGUACAGCAAGGCACAUAGAACAAACCUAAGCAAGAUUUUAAAUACAUAAUGGAUAAAUACAGGGUUUAAAUAGCAAAUAUGCUUAAAUUUACAGAUUUCAGCAACUAUAUGCUUAACUUGAAACAUUUUAGAAUCACAGCUUCUUCAAAAAAAAAUCAUGCUAGAUGAAUCUCAUUACAAGCUUGGUGGAUCAGGGGAAUGUUGUGAACGUACUGUAUCUUGAUUUCAGUAAAGCUUUUGACAAAGUCCCCCAUGAUAUUCUUGCAGAGAGGCUGGUAAAAUGUAGGCUGGAUAAGGUUACUGUUAGGCAGAUUUGUAGCUGGUUGACUGACCAGACCCAAAGAAUGCUAAAGGUUCCUCAACAGCUUGGAAAAAAGUGAGAAGUGGGGUGCCGUCUCAGGACCAUUGUUGUUCAGUGUCUUUAUAAAUGACUUGGAUGAAGGAAUUGAAGGAAUGCUCAUCAGAUUUGCAGAUGACACCAAACUGGGAGGGGUAGCUAAUUUAGGGUUGCCAUAUUUCAAAAACUGAAAAUCCAGACACAAAAGUUGAGCUUUUUAAUUUUUUUAUAAUGCUUGUCUGGAUGCAGGAUGGAGAGGGUUAUGUGUAGAAAUGAGCCUACGGCACAAAAGUAAAAAUUACAUUCACUGCUCUACCUACUUUUGCCUCUGGCUCCAUCCACCACGGACAUGUGGUUCUUGGGUUGAAAAAGGUUCCCAGCCCUUGAUACAAAGGAUUGCUGGUUUAAACUGUAAUCUGCUAUGAGAGCCUGGUGUGAGCCCUGGUUAUUGUGUCAGGUGUAAAGGUGCUGGGACAGCUCAGUCGGUAGAAUAUGAGACUCUUAAUCUCAGGGUCACUGGGCAAAAUAUUCCUGCACUGUGGGGGUUGGACUAGAUGACCCUCACAAUCCCUUCCAACUCUACAAUCUGGGAUUCUAUUAUUCAUUCAAGUAUCACAGUUCUGCCCAUACAAAUGUGCUGAAAGAAUCCACUCACUGCUUUCCUGCUCUUGCACCAGCUCCCUUGAAAUGAAGAGAAGAGAAACAAACUCAGAAUUGGAGGCAUGCAAAAUGACUCCGCAGUUCAGAAAAAAUUGGCUCACCUGCAUCAGCCGCAAAGCUUACAGGCAGCUGCAUGAAUUGUGCAAACUGCCCUACAACCAAGAGUAAAAAUCAACAAGCUGAAACACAUGCAGAGGGUCACUACAAUCCCAGUUCAAACAGAUCAUCUUUCCCUCUGCAUUUCAGGCUGAGCAGGUUUUCCUCAAACUGAAGUUGAUAUCAAGUUCAAACUUAUAGCUGUAUUGACAAAGAUUUUCUCAAGAAAAAGAUGUUGAAGGAUGGUAUGUUUGUGCAAGAAGUCAUAAGAAGGUGAAUCAAUUAGAGAUUCCUUUUCUGUGGAAUAAAUAGCUCCAUCAUUUUAUUAUUAUUUUUUAAAGCUUACAAAGGUAA
Podarcis lilfordi (Lilford's wall lizard) is the source of this 6651-nucleotide messenger RNA. Lineage: Eukaryota; Metazoa; Chordata; Lepidosauria; Squamata; Lacertidae. The record is from the annotation of a GenBank genome assembly.